Molecule: messenger RNA, 7212 nt
Organism: Phyllopteryx taeniolatus (common seadragon)
Lineage: Eukaryota; Metazoa; Chordata; Actinopteri; Syngnathiformes; Syngnathidae
Gene: amot
Product: angiomotin
Exons: 11
Coding region: 334-2703 (789 amino acids)
Biological process (GO): hippo signaling; actin cytoskeleton organization; angiogenesis
Cellular component (GO): plasma membrane; bicellular tight junction; lamellipodium
Molecular function (GO): signaling receptor activity
Source: RefSeq, a predicted model, not a curated record
AAUAUCGUCUACCGGAUGGGAGGGGGCGCGCUUCCUGCCUCCUGACCUGCCUUCCUUUUUAUGGAAAAACACAUUUCUAUGCAAUCCGAUGAAAUCUAAGCGUUUUUGUUGAAUAAAUAACCAAUCAAAAAGUUCACAGUUGAGCGGUCGUAUAAUUGUAGUAUUCGGUGUCUGCAUAGUGAGAUGCAGCCUGAGUCUCGCGGUAACGGAUAAAAGUUGCGAGUCAUGUUUCACUGAAGACGGAUGGAAGAAACACGGACGUAAUUGAAAGGAAGUAAAGACCCUGGACAGGGCUUGGCUUUCUUUGAACUUCGUAGUCAAUGCACGGCGUAGAUGAGGACCACAACUGAAGAGUCAUCCAGAAGAAGUAACAGUGCUGGACGUGGUAGUAGCACCGUCCUGCAGCGUCUUUUGCAGGAGCAGAUGAAUCUGAGUUUUGUGAUGCAGCAACAGCAGGUAGGAGUUGGAGCUGGCAGUGGAGGGAGCGGGCAGGCUGGCGCUUCAGAAGAGCUUUCCAGGACACCCCAUAUUGCCCGACAGGAGCCCCAGGGCCAGGAGCUACAGGCAGAUGGUCUGGAGAAAUUAAGUUCCAGAGCAGUGGGUGGAGGUGUGAGCAAUGGAGGAGGAGGAAGCAGCGGUGGAGGUGGUUCAACUAACCAGGGUCAGUGCCAAAGCCCAGAAGAACUCCCUACUUAUGAGGAAGCUAAAGUUCAGUCACAGUACUUCCGUGGCCAUGGUCCACCUCUUUUACAUCAACAACAGAGCAACCAGCCCCAACAGAACACACUCCCUACCUCAGUGGGUGCUACCUUCUAUGUCACUGGGGUAACUGAUUCUAAGGUGCGCACAGAAGGUCGGCCCACCGUACAGCGUGUUAAUGGGGCGGUUAAGGUACACCAAGAUGAUGGACUAAAGGAUCUUAAACAAGGGCAUGUCCGUUCUCUAAGCGAACGGCUAAUGCAGCUCUCCCUUGCCACCAGUGGUGUCAAGGCGCAUGCUCCAGUCAUUAGCUCUUCACUCUCCCCACAGCUUUCCCCUCCAGGGCAGCCAGGUGAUUACUACAAGCCCCAGCAUCGUGGCCCACCUCCAGACUACCCUUUUAAAGGAAUGAGGUCACCUAUGAAGCAGCAAGAGACUGGAAGUCCUUUUCAUCAGGGGCAGAGAGGGAGGGAGCCUUCAAGGGAAGUGCCGCAUGUCAGAUAUCAGCCUCCACCAGAGUAUGGCUCAUUCAGGUCCAAUAAGGAGGGUUCGGUUACUUUCCAAAAGUACCUUCACCACCACAGCCCCACCUCUUCCAUCACCUCCACUGGUUCUUUGUCCCGGGCCCAAUCUUCUACUAUGUGUAGCUUACCAAGUCCAUUUCAUACCCCCUACUCCUCGCACCUAUCUGGCCCCCACCAACAGCCACAUGAUCGUGGUGAGACUUUUCCCAGCAUGGGGAUUCGCAAUCUACAGGGUCUUGUUUCCAACCAGGAACGGACUCAUCCAUAUCAACAACAGCAUUCUCUAGGCUUGCCCCCUCCACAGCCUCAACCCUUUGUUCAAGCCAGACAUUUCCCCCAUCUACAUUCUUACUCCCACCUGCAGGGGCAGACCUUUGAAAUAAUGGCACAUGCUCAACAGAGGGUGGACAUGCUCAAUGAAGCAAACAGAGUUCUGAGGCAAGAGAUGGAUGCCUGCCGUGAUAAAGUCACCAAGCUGCACAAGUUCGAAACAGAGAUUCAGCUGGUAUCAGAGGCCUACGAAACCCUUGCUAAUUCUUCUUCCAAGAGGGAAGCUCUGGAGAAAACAAUGAGGAACAAGCUAGAAUUGGAGGUCCGGCGUCUGCAUGACUUUAACAGGGACCUAAGAGACCGCAUGGAGACCGCCAACAAGCAGCUCACUGCUAAAGAGUCUGAUGGCUCAGAAAACAACCGUAAGACCAUAUCCCAACUGCUUGCAAAGAACAAAGAGACUAUGCGUGAGAAGGAAAAACUAGAGAUGGAGCUGAAUGUGCUGCACUCCACCACAGAAGACCAGAGGAGACACAUUGAAAUCAGAGACCAGGCCCUUAACAAUGCCCAAGCCAAAGUGGUCAAACUAGAGGAGGAGCUAAAGAAGAAACAAGUUUAUGUGGAAAAGGUGGAAAGAAUGCAGCAGGCUCUGGCUCAGCUACAGGCAGCUUGUGAGAAGAGAGAACAACUUGAACAUCGACUUCGUACAAGGCUGGAGAAAGAGCUGGAAUCACUACGCAUGCAACAGCGUCAGGGAGGCACACAAAACAACGGCGUGGUCCAAUCAGAGUACAGUGUCACUGCAUUAAUGGAGCACCUGAGGGAGAAGGAGGAGCGUAUUUUGGCUCUGGAGGCUGAUAUGACCAAGUGGGAACAGAAGUACUUGGAGGAGAGCGUCAUGAGACAGUUUGCCCUUGAGGCGGCCGCUUCUGUUGCUUCUCAAAGGGAUACCUCUGUCGCGAUGUUAAGCCAUUCUCCCAGCAGCAGCUAUGACACAUCAGUGGAGGCUCGCAUUCAAAAAGAAGAAGAAGAGAUUCUAAUGGCUAAUCGCCGAUGUUUGGACAUGGAAAGCAGACCGAUUUGCAUGGUGAGAGGACACAUGCAUGGAGUGGGGAUCUUCUCUUAUUCCUGUUUGCAGUUCCGGCGUCUGUGGAGGCAGGACUUUCUUCACUCCUUCCCGAUCUCGGGAGGGGGUGGACCACAGGGAUGACCUCCCGGAGAGCAUUGAUGGUGGGAUGGUGAUUCGCCCAUGUUCCGUCGGGGCUGGGGCAGUGACAGCUGGCACCCGCUUGGGUCCCCCGCUCUGGCUACUGGUGGGGGCGGUGGUUAGUGGGUUUUCCACCUACGGGAAUGUGGGGGGAACCCGCGGUCAGUGCUGCGGUGCUGGCUGGGGCGGUCCUCUUCGUCGGAGGUUGUCCUGCCUGAUGGGCCCGACCUGCAGGAGCCAUGCCUCUUAAUCACUCACUUAGCACACACUUCCGCCACUCACUGUAUAUAUUUUUCACACUAGUCACAUCUGGGUACAUAUACAUAUCCAGGGGUUCCUAGGGGACUGGGGUCUGGAGGGUGUGUGUGGGUGUCGGAUGGGGUUUCAGCACGUCUGUGCUGUUUCCCGGUCCGGGCGCCCUGCCUGCCCCCCUGGAUUUUAAUGCAUCAUCGGCUGGAGGGGGUGGCAUUGGGUCCCUGUGGCCUCCUUCGGGUGGCCAGUUCUUGGGGCGCCUCGGUGGGGCCUGCGAACCGCCCUGGGUCUCUCCGUGUGGGACGUGCCCCGUCCACCGGGCUGCUCUCGGGUGGACGCCUGGGCCCGAUCCCACCCCCCGAUUGAUUGGGUGGGGUCCUCAGCCGCCGCGGGGCAGGCACAGCAAUUAACGGACACUUCUGUCAGUCUGUGCAUGCUAAACGGUGUCAAUUCACAUCUGUCCGCAGGCACACAUCCCUGGGACUCUUUCACUGGGUGUGGGGCCACUCACUGAUUGCGACAAAUAAUUACAAAUAAUAUGCGAAUUGCUUGGGUAUCCCCUCACUCACACUCUCGUCCUAUUUCUUGUCCUGUCCUUCCCUCACAGGGUGUAGCACUACAACCGCAUCCAACACUCAUAUCUAAUGUUUCAUUAUUGUAUAUAUGUAAUGAUUUACCUUCCUCAUCCUGUUUACAAUUAGUGCUUUGUCUUUUGUUUUAGUUUCUCUCUGCCCUCUAGAAACCUUGUUCUGUUCGACUGAUCGACUCUGAUUGUCAAUAAACUUCAAGAAACCGCAGCAUCAUCUUAAAAACUCCACUGUGACACAGUAAAACUGUUCUGGCAUAAAAGGGAUACAGAUCCUCCAUUCUGCUUGACCUAACAGCCGAACAAGACAAUAAAAAAAUAAAUAAAUAAAAGAAUUGGUGACGAUGGCUUACUGCCGGCAAUGCGGGCCUAAUUCUGACACUGGAUGUACAGGGACUGGUUAAACAGCCCGUAUAAGGGGGUUCGGUACCCCAUACUCCCGAAGUACCCCCACAUGACCCUACGACGGACAGGAUCAAAUGCCUUCUCCAAAUCCACAAAACACAUGUAGACUGGUUGGGCGAACUCCCAUGCACCCUCGAGGACCAUGCCGAGGAUGAAGAGCUGGUCCACUGUUCCACGGCCAGGACGAAAAGCACACUGCUCCUCCUGAAUCUGAGUUGGCUUCCCAAUGGACCCUCCUUUCCAGCACCCCUGAAUAGACCUUACCAGGGAGGGUGAGGAGUGUGAUUCCCCCUGUAGUUGGAACACACCCUCCGGUCCCCGUUCUUAAAAAGCGGGACCCCCACCCCAGUCUGCCAAUCCAGAGGCACUGUCCCCGAUGUCCACGUGGUGUUGCAGAAGCGUGUCUACCAGGACAGCCCCACAACAUCCAGAGCCUUUAGGAACUACGCCCAAAUCUCAUUCACCCCCAGCACCUUUCCACCGAGAAGCUUUUUAACCACCUCGGUGACCUCAACCCCGUUGGGCGGCUAUGGCUCAGUUGGUAUAGCAGGAGGUCCAGUGACCAAAGCUCACUGGUUAGAAUCCCGGCUCCACAUAUUGAAGUGUCGUUGGGCAAGAUACUGAACCCUAAUUGUUCCCAGUGGGUCUGGCAGCGCCUUGCAUGGCAGCAGCCGCCCAUUGGUGUAUGAAUGUGUGUGUGAAUGGGUGAAUGUGAAGCUUGAUAAAGCGCUUUGGGCACUGUGAUAUUGAAGCUAAAGCGCUAUAUAAGUUACCAUUUACCCGUUCGGGCUGUGCCCAGCCGGGCCCCCUGGAUACAGACCCAGGCACCAGGCUCUCACCUUCGAGCCCCACCUCAAGGCCUGGCUCCAGUGACCCACGUCCGGGCAAGGGAAACCUAGAUCCAUUUAUUUUAUUCGUCAUAGGGGGUCUUUUAGCCGUGCUUUAGUCUAGCCCUCACCUAGGACCUGUUUGCCAUGGGGGACCCUGCCAGGGGCAUAAAGCCCCAGACAACUUAGCUCCUAGGAUCACUGGGACUCACAAACCCCUCCACCAUGAUAAGGUGAUGCGUUACUGGCAUCACUGGACACCUGUGAUACUAAUUAGAGGAUAUACCUUGUUUGAACACAGGGUUAGGGUCAGUCCCUAUGGUCAAAUUAUUAUUCUAUUUUCAAGGGGUACCAUUAUUUUUGUUGAGGCCUGUUUCAUGAGUUUUUUAAAAUAGUUCUGUUGAACCACAAUUGAAAAGCAAUAUCUUGAUUUUCAUUGGUUCAUUUUCAUUACAUUUUUAUUUAUUAUAAUGUUUGUCAAAUUCACGUUUAUUUAUGUGACCACUGAGGGUUUUUCUUUUAUUAACAGUGGGGUACCAACAAUUUUGUCCACAUGUAUACUGGAUGGAUUUGGCUGAAACUUGUUAUGCAUCUACUUAUAAACCUAUUGUGCGCAACUAUGAAGUUUGGUACUACACCAUUAAUUCUACUUGAUGCUAUAGAUGUUUGAACUUCAGACCACCCACAAAGCUAGUCUAUGAUAACCUUGACAUCAUCAUCUUGGGAAAUAGUCAUUAUAAAUGGUUGAAAAUUUGUAUUUGCAUUAAACACAGUGUCCUGCAAAAUCUGCGAAUAUUUAAAGAUGUCAUCUUGAGUAUUACAGUACUUAUAGAUUACAGUAGGCUGCAGUAUCUAAAAGUUACAAAAAAAAAAAUUUCUUCAAUGAUUAAGCUGGACUCUAUCCCAAUGCGUAAUGGGUGCAUUCUUCUAAAGAUUACUCAAGACGUGGUGACUCUUUUGGUGAAGGCGUGAGUAAUAGUAUUCAAACAAAUUCAUCCAUAUUCAUACAUUCAAUGUGGACUGAUAACCUUGUAUCUUAGCAUAGUUCAUGCUCAUUCUUAUGUCAAAACGACAGGACUACUCAAUCAUUAACAUUUUACCAAAAACCACAAGCAAAGCAAACUACAUCAGCACAACAUUCUCGUUUUUUCCUCCCUUCUUUUGUGGUGAUUUUACAUUCGUGCGUGAAUGGGCCACUUCACUUGGGACAGCAAGGGAGGUGAAUGCGACCGCAUAUGUUAUUUAAAUCAGAAAUAGCUUUAUUGGCCAAGUAUGUUACAAGACACAAAGAAUUUGUCUCGGGUAGUUGGAGCCACUCUAGUACGACCACAAACAACCUCUAUGAUUAACAUUUAGGACAUAAAAAACACGUAUGGAGUCAUUAAGCAUUGAAAGUGUACCACUAGUGUGGUGAUACUGAUAUAAUGGCAGUUGUGUCAACGAUGCAAGUUUCAGCAAAAAAUAUCCACAAAUAAGCUUGUUCCGGCAGAAAUUCCAAGGUGUUCUCCAAAUCAACCCCUAUAAAUUACAUGAUGUUUUAACUUUGUCACUUGGCCUAAAGACAUGACUUAAAUAGCACAAAUAGAAAAGUAUUUGUGAGAAGAGCAGUGUGGGCAGUCGAAUAGGUCACAUAAUUUAGUCAUCAAUUGUGUUUUUCAUUAUUUUAUCUGUUAUAAUAAUGAAUUCAGUGAGGCCCGAGCGUUACUUUCGCAAGGAAAAAAGUCAUAGUAAGACAUAAGCCAUAGUCUGACCGUUUAGGCUCAACUUUCUUCAUACAUCUACUUUCCAUGAACCACAAAGUGUGGUCAGUUUUUCCUCCUUUAUAGGAUAGAAAAAUCAUUCAAGACAAUCUUAGACAUAUACCUUUGUUUGAGAGGUGUUUCCCAGGGUGUUGUCGUCUAAAUCCAAUACAUCUAUAUGUGUUAAACAACUCAGGACAGAGCAACUAUAUUUGAACCCACAGACUUUUCAAGUGAGCAAAGGUAUUGGAACAGACAUGAUUAAAUUCACUUAAGGUUAAUAACUUAAUAUUUGGUGGUAUAACCCUUACUUGCAACAACUUCAUCAAGCCUGCGACCCAUUGACUUCACCAUUCUUGAUUUGAAAUGCUUUUCCAGGCCUUUACAACAGGCUCUUUCAGUUCUUGUUUGUUUCUGGGGGUUUCUCUAUUCAAUCUCCUCUUCACGAGGUAAAAUGCAUGCUUUAUUGGGUUAAUUGACUUGGCCUGUCUAAGAACUUCCACUUUUCCUGUGAUGAAGUCCUGUGUUGUGUGGGCUGUGUGUUUUGGUUCAUUGUCUUGUUGCAUGAUGAAGCUUCUCCUGAUUAGUUUGGAUGCAAUUUUUCUGAUAUAUACAUGUGUAUGUAUGUGUGUGUGUUUAUGGAUAUAUAUUUAUUUAUGUAUGUACCGACAGACGUCUUAUAUUCCCUAAGUACAACAAGACG